GUCAUCUGAAAAUCGCGAAAGCCGCAGUCUUCACUCGUGAGUUGCUGAAACCAAAAUAAAGACAGUCAAUCUCGGGAAAAAGUCGCAGAAAUGGCCUGCCGGAUGAUUAUUUCCCCAGUGAUCCGUGCCGUCGGAGUGCGCAACAUCUCGACACAGGCGCUGGCCUCCCGCUGUGCUGCCAUCAAGGACGAAAUCACUCACACUGGUCAGUUUUACGAGGAAAAUGACUACCGGAAUGCCCGCUUCGUCAACGCCGCCAAGGUGGUCAAUCAGAACUGGGCCAUCAAAAUGAUCGACGAAACGCCCAUCGUCAUGAGCAGCGAGCGGGUGGUGUACUGUGACGGUGGCACCGAGCCGGCCCUAGGACAUCCCAAGGUGUACAUCAAUCUGGAUAAACCCGGUGCCCAUGCUUGCGGAUACUGCGGUCAACGCUUCCAGAAGAAGGAUGACCAUCAUCAUUAAGGCCGAUGCUUUGAUGUUUAGAAUUUUUGAACUGUGCUGGCCGUUGUCUGACUAUGCGGCUAGAAAUGUGAAAAAUUGAAAUGCAAAUAUCUAUCAAUUAGUGGAAGCGA
Molecule: messenger RNA, 572 nt
Organism: Aedes albopictus (Asian tiger mosquito)
Lineage: Eukaryota; Metazoa; Arthropoda; Insecta; Diptera; Culicidae
Gene: ND-13A
Product: probable NADH dehydrogenase [ubiquinone] iron-sulfur protein 6, mitochondrial
Exons: 3
Coding region: 91-462 (123 amino acids)
Biological process (GO): mitochondrial electron transport, NADH to ubiquinone
Source: RefSeq, a predicted model, not a curated record